This is a messenger RNA of Drosophila grimshawi, 4113 nucleotides long. RefSeq lists its product as uncharacterized. The transcript is spliced from 3 exons. Gene Ontology annotation, molecular function: GTPase activator activity. NCBI's taxonomy places the organism in Eukaryota, Metazoa, Arthropoda, Insecta, Diptera, Drosophilidae. The record is from RefSeq and is a predicted model, not a curated record. Bases 110 to 3520 code for a protein of 1136 amino acids. Gene Ontology annotation, biological process: regulation of autophagosome maturation; activation of GTPase activity. Gene Ontology annotation, cellular component: autophagosome.
AGAUGGCGUAACUACAAAGAGCGUUGCUCGCUUGCCCAAUGGAACACAUAAUAAUAAAACACAAAUAAUGGAAUUAUGUUAGUAAUAGAAGUGCAAAAUACAAUAAAUCAUGGCCGGCAUUUAUCCCAGAGAGGCGGUACGCGUCAAAGUCAAGAAAUGUGAGGCAAGCAGGCAGCACGAGUGGCGCAAAUUCUCCGUGGAUCCCCAAAUAACCACACUGGAGGUGCUCUAUUCGCUGCUAGCGAAAGCCUUUGACAUUAAAUCGGAUUUUUCAAUUAAAUACAAGGCCUUCGAUCCAGCUGGCAAUGAAAUAUAUUUGGCUGUGCUCUCCGACUGGGAUCUGGAAGCUGCAUUCCUUCGCAUACACAAUAUAUCCAUACAGACAGCAUCGGAACCAUGCCUAAUGCUACAAAUCGAUGUCAAACCCUUCACCGUUGUUCGCGAAUGCGAAACUGAAUCCACGACGACGAGCCGAGCCAACAAUGUAAGCAGUACGGCCACGUUCUCGACAAGUGUUUCUCCAUUGCAAUCAUUGGGUGUAUCGCAGAAAUAUGUUCAGCAUAUGCAGACGAAGCUUCCAGGCUUGAUAAUGAACCAGAUGGAAAAGACAUUUUCGAUUGUGCAGAAGGCCUUCAAUUUGUCUGACGAGCAUAUGGCCAAUCUACCGCCACGUCCGCCCAUGUGCGAUAGCGAAUUUCGAUUAUAUCUCGAUGCUUUGGGCCAAAUCCAACGCAGGGAUGAAUUGCGAAAAAUUAUCUUUUUGGGCGGCAUUGAGCCCGGUUUACGGCGCGUCGUAUGGAAGCACUUGCUAAAUGUCUAUCCAAGCGGCCUGCAUGGCCUGACCAUGGAUGGGCAUCAGCGCAUGGAGUUUAUGCGUCGCAAAUCCGAGCAGUACUAUAAGUUGCGCGACACCUGGAAGUCGGCCGUGCAACAUGGCUGUUCCGCCGGCGAGCUGGCCUAUGUGACGAGCAUGGUGAAGAAGGAUGUGUUACGCACGGAUCGACUGCACCCGUUCUAUGCGGGCAGCGAUGACAAUCAGAACAUUGCCUCGCUCUUCAAUAUACUGACCACAUAUGCGCUAAAUCAUCCCGUGGUCAGCUAUUGCCAGGGUAUGUCGGACAUCGCCUCACCGCUUCUCGUCACCAUGAAUGACGAGGCGCAAGCCUACAUAUGCUUCUGUGCCAUAAUGGCGCGUGUGCGAGGCAAUUUCAUGCUCGAUGGCAUUGCGAUGACUCAGAAGUUUGCCCAUCUCACCGAAGCACUGAGUUUCUACGAUCCUGAGUUCUGGGAGUAUCUCAAGUCACAGCAGGCGGAUGAUUUGCUCUUCUGCUAUCGCUGGCUACUGCUCGAACUGAAGCGUGAGUUCCCCUUCGAGGAUGCGCUACGCAUGCUGGAGGUGCAGUGGAGCUCAUUGUGCUACAACAAUAAUGGCUCCAAAGAGUUAUCUCUCUACGAAAAGGAAUUCGUGCCCUUAACGGAGACAUCGGCGCCGAACAGUGCCAGCACGUUUUCCACAUCAUACAGCGCCACACCGACGAGUCCAUCGUAUCUGCUGACAAAGCCGCGUGAAAAUCCCUACACCAAAGUCUGUGCGCUGCGUCGCCAGAGCUCGUCGGCAUCGCUUAGCUCGCUGAGCUCCUCAGUGGGCGCCGCCAGCAGUCAUGCGCUGGACAACUCAAAGCGUCUGAAUCACAGUCUGGAUGACAAUAUGUCAAGGCAUGCGGCGCGUCGUCAAAGGAGGGUUUCGUCCAAGGCCCAUCAGAGUUUGGACGAGUCCAAAAUGUUGGCGCUCAUCGAGGGUGGUGUAAUAGAGAACAGUACUAAGUCGGUGCAGGAGUUGUCGGCCAGUGAGGAUACUGAUGACGAUGUCUUUGAUCGAAAGGAACAAAUUUCGUCAUCUCCGCCACAAUUUCAUGAAACGAAUCCAUUUAAGGAGGAUGCACAGCAGCCGAUCAACAACAAUAACAAUAAUGUAAACGCGCCAGCACGAUGUUUUCUGGGCAGCUCAUCAUCUUCCAACAUGGGCGAAGACAAGGAGAUCAAUGUCGCACAGAAUCUGGCCAAGCUGAAGCAGAAGAACAUUCUCAAUGUAAGCAAUAUGAUUGCCAAGCAAUUGGCAUCCAAUGCCAGCACCGUCAGCGAGAGCGUCAAACGCGUCAGCAGCAGUAGCGGUGGCCAUUUCAAGGAUCUCAAGGAGAAAAUCGCGGCCAGCAGUCGCAUGGGCAUCUCAUUCGAUGGUGGCGUCGAUGAUGCUGAGAACAAGACGCCACCCAAACUGGUGAAGAACUUUAACGAGUUCCUCAACUUUGCAGCGAUCAACAAGAAUCGCAUUUCGGAUCGUCUGUCCAAUCAGCUGCAGCUCAAUGAGAAGCCGCAGCAGCAGCAGCAGUCGCAAGUCAUCAAGCCAGUUGUACAGCUGAUUAAGAGCGGUCAGCUGGGCAGCUCACUGGAUGAAUCCGACUCCUCUUCAAUACCGGAGACCAGCUGGAGUGCCUCCACAGCGGCCACAGCCAUACAACAGGCGCAGGAGCUAAGCAGCUACAGUUUACAAUUGGAUCUUAAUGCAGUGUCGCCAGAACAGCCACAGAAACAAAUGGAGCAAGAGCACGAGCAGCAGCUGCCAGAUGGUAGCACAACCGAUCAGGAUCCCGAUCAGGAGUACUAUCCCAUGACAAAUGCCAUAACGCGCGAGCUGCGACUCGAAUCGGAGAAUCUGGAUAGGCAGGUGUUUGGUCUGCCCUUUACGGAAAAGCAAACAGCUGCAGCCGCCGGUUCUGCUGCACCUGCUACUGCUGCAAACGAUGAUGAUAUUGAGUACGAGAAACUCGACAAGGACACGCUAGAUAUGGUCGAUGAUCUGAAGGAAAAUGAGAUCAUCUCCUGUCCCGAUGUCAGCGAGCUGCACAUGCGCCGACGUCAACGAAUGGCUGCCACCAAGAGCAAUAGCGUGCAACCAGCCGAGAUGCAAUCGUUGAAUCCCUUUAUCGAUGACACCCGCCUGCUGGAUGCUGGAAGCGGCAGCAUGCGCAACAGCAGCAGUCUGCCUGAGGUCAUAAUGCCCAUUUCAACGGAACCGAAUCGCGUGGAGGCGCCAACGCUCGUGGAAAUAGCAACGAAUGCUGACGAUGAAAGCGCAUAUUCGCGCUCGCCACAGCGUCUCUCCACGAAUCCCUUGAACGGCCUGAACAGCACGGCUGCUGCACUGCCGCCGCCUAGUGAAUUUGGUGGCGGCAAUGCUUUUCUUAUGUUUCUCUGCCUGACGCUGCUGCUGCAGCAUCGAAAUACCAUUAUCAAGGCGGCGAUGGACUACAACGAGAUUGCGAUGCACUUUGACAAGAUGGUGCGAAAGCACGAUGUCACCCGGGUGCUCAACCAGGCCAGGCGCAUGUACUUUGAGUAUUUGCAGGCGCACCGCAAGCAGCCGCACAACAGCACCGCAGCUGCCACAAGCAGCACAGCAGUUGCCACAAGCAGCACACCAAUUGCCACAAGCAGCACUGAAGCCACAAAUAUAGCAUAAGUUGGACUGAGCUAAGCUGACAAGAGAACUGAAUUAUAAAUGGGACAAAACUUGCUUUAUGGAUUGUUCGAGAGACGACUGCACGGCUGCGAUUUACAUUCAGUUGACAGCUUUAGUAUAAAAAGCUAAACUUCCUUGUUAAAGGUCUUGUGAAGCUAAGUUGAGCUGCAAGUUGCUCAAAAUGCACCCAAGAAAAUGCAUUUUGCCUGCGUGAAUUUGUGUAACCAAAGUUUUUAGUUUUUAAAAUUUAAUUUAAAUGGCAACUAACACGAAGACCAAACGGGCCAAAUGGAAUUAGUGAUUAUAUUUUACCCCGAUCUAUUCAGUUCAGCAUUCUGCAAUUUUAAGCGCCUACAAUUUUACUCUCAAGAAACCACGUACUUAAUAACUGCAACUACGCAUAAUUGUUACCUUUGCCGUAUUAUUGUGUCAAAACCUAAAUCUUGUUCCAAUUCAAGCAGAAUUGGACUUUAUUUUACUUUAAAGAAAUCAUUUAACAUUUUUUAAAUUUAUGUCUUUUAUGUACUUGUGUAAAGUAAACAGAAAUCUAAUCUUUAAACGAUCGCUAAAUAAAUGCAUUCCAAAACAAAAAA